AUGACACGCCAUCAGGGUCUCUCCUUAAAUACACUGUACCGGCAGUCCUCCAAGCUGGCCAAUUCCCUCCUGCGUCCUCCUGUACGACUACGCCGGCUGGCCAUGAUGGACUACAAGGGCGGUAGCCAGAAGGCAGAGCACCUAUGCGUGCUUGUACAUGGUCUCUGGGGAAAUCCCGAACACAUGAGAAAUAUCGCCAGAUCUCUCCGCGCCAAGCACGACCCGGACAGCCUGUACCUCCUCCUGACGAAGCGGAAUAGCGGCAGUUUCACCUACGAUGGCAUCGAGCGGGGCGGCGAGCGGGUUUGCGCCGAGAUCGAGGAGGAGAUGAAGGCCAUCGAGAGCAACGGCGGCAAGAUCACGAAGCUGAGUGUGGUGGGGUACUCGUUGGGAGGCCUUGUGUCACGGUACGCAGUCGGCCUGCUCUACGCCAAGGGGAUACUCGACAAGGUGGAAUGCAUGAACUUCACCACAUUUGCAUCACCCCACCUAGGGGUCCGGACGCCGCUCAAGGGAUGGCACAACCACAUUUGGAACGUGCUCGGCGCCAGGACGCUCUCCAUGUCCGGCCGCCAGCUCUUCACCAUUGACGAUUUUCGCGGGACGGGCCGACCACUCCUUUCGGUCCUCGCCGAUCCGAGCUCCAUCUUCAUGUCUGGCCUGCGCAAGUUCAAGAGGCGCACGCUGUACAACAACGUUGUCAAUGAUAGAAGUGCCGUCUAUUACACGACUGGCAUCCACAAGACCGACCCGUUCACGAAUCCAGAGAACAUCAAGGUUAAAUAUGUAAAGGGCUAUGAGAAUGUCAUCCUAGACCCGGUUAAUCCAGUCACACCACACCUGAAGCCACGGGCACCGCUCUCAGUGUCCUCGAUCACUGAGUCGGGCAUGGUCUGGUUGCGGAGUGUACCAUUUCUGCUGGCAGUGGCCGUCGUCGUACCCAUUGGGGUGGUAGGCUACCUUCUGAACUCCGUGGUGCAAAAUGUACGCAGUGCUGGUCGCAUCAAGCAGCAUGAAUCGGGCGAGGGCGGCAUCAACGUGGAGGACUAUCGCUUCCCUCUCCUUAUCAAAGAGAUUCGGGAGGAGAUGGAGCAUGCUUUCGAGACGCUCAACAGCUCCCAAAAUCAAGAAUAUCUCGCCUCGGGUGACGAGGACAACGCGGGUAUGGCGGUGGAGCAGCGUACGAGGAUGGCACGGGAGCGCCGACUAUCCCUCCCAGCACAACCAACACUGGCCCUCACUCCAGCACAGUUCGAAAUGAUUGAUGGGCUGAAUUCACUGGGAUGGAGGAAGUAUGCUGUAUGGAUACACAAAGCUAGGCACAGUCACGCUGUGAUUAUUUUACGGAUGGAACGAAAGGGCUUUGAUGAAGGACGCAUUGUGCUCAAGCACUUUGUAGACGAGGAAUUUUUAAUGUGA
Clonostachys rhizophaga is the source of this 1419-nucleotide messenger RNA. The record is from the annotation of a GenBank genome assembly. Lineage: Eukaryota; Fungi; Ascomycota; Sordariomycetes; Hypocreales; Bionectriaceae.